CGUAUUUCCGGACAGAUUGAAUAGUAAAAUUAUACUCUUUUGCGCGACAUUACGCCACAAAAUAAGAUGAAUGUACAGACUGAGUAUUUCAUACGACUGUUGUUGCUCCUCGUUCAAGCUGGCAUGCUGGUCUGUAGAGGCAUAACUCACAGGGAACUUGCAGGAACGCAACUCAACAUUGUACUCAAACCCCAUGAGAAAGCGUUGAAAAAGAAGCUUCUGAAAUCACAGUGUAUAGUACUUUUCCAAACCAGUGGCAUAUUACAUGUAGAAGACCUUGACCUUUCCUUGUUGACAGUUGUUUCUACUUGACGUGCUGAUUCUAUCAACCACAGACAAACAGUACAUUAAAGUAAUAAAGGAAACAAGAAACACGUUGGCACAUAAUUCCACGGCUUCGGUUGAACUCGCUGAUUACAACAACUUAAAAACAGAUCUGGAAGACGCAUUAACGAAAUUGUGCGUAGGCCUUGACGUGACUCUACAGACUGAAUGCUCACAAUUAAUAAAGAAGUUCACGGGCGAUCCUCUUGAUGAGGCAACUGCUUUAAAGUAUGUUAUGGGGCUGAGGAAUGAAGAUGAGCUAUUACAAGAUUUUGAAGGAAUGUUGGAAAAACAGUCUGAAGAUAUUGUGCAAGAAGUCAAAGCAUCAGAGAACCGAUUACAAGAAUCGCUCUCAGAUUUUAAGCAGGAAGUAAUAGAAGAGUUUCAGAAACUGCAUUUUGGAUGCACAGACGAUUUCACUAAAUCAAAUUUUCCCGAUACACUGCCCAGCUGUGAGGUUUGUUUCAAUGUAGGCAACACUGCAACAUUCUAUUGUGAAACCUGCUGUCAGUUUAUGUGCACUGAAUGCAACCAACGUAUCCAUACUGUUGAGAAGACGCACAGCCGGCAAAGAUUAGUCAAAGGUAAACCAAUAAAGAUAGAUAUGAAGGGUUAUGACUUGUGUGAUAUACAUAAAAAGAGCCUCUCAUAUAUCUGCGAAUCUGACAGUAAAAUUUGCUGUGAGGUGUGUUUAAAGGAAAAACAUGAAAACUGUGAUACAAUUGCUUCCAUUUCUGAUCAAACAUGCGAGUCUAAACACAAUCCAACAAUGGAAAUACCUCGACUACAAAAUGAAGCACGCCUGCUUAUUACAUGGUUGUCUUCCAUUGAAAGAGAUGUAAACAAGAGUGUAGGAAGUAUUACUGCAAAGUUAGAUGAAUACAGAAAUGCGUUAUUAAAACUAUUUGAUUCUGAAUCACAAAAAAUAAAAGAAAAAGCUAAUGAAAUGAGAAAUAGUACAUUGAAAGAAAUAAAGAAAAAUCGCAAAUACUGUGAGCAUGUCAUUGAGAAAUCUGAACAAGCCAAACUUUCAAUGAUAAAUAUGACUAAAUGUGGCACACCCUCACAAAAACUUAUUUCUCAAUAUCGGAUAGAGGAACUUAGAAACGAAGUGCAGUCCCUAACAGAUGUGGAUAUUGUAUCUUUACACAUGGAGUUAAAAUUACCAGAGCAAAUUGCACUUCAUUCUGAACUAGUACCAGUACGAGUGGAGGCACCGGAAACCAGGCCGGUACAGUUGUUUCAGAUUGGUGUUCUCGAACUGAAGCAGAAUGAAAACGAAAAGAAAGUACCAUUUUACACAGGACUGGAUUUCUUGCCUAAUGGCAGGCUUGUAACCGUAGAUAAUUACAACAUGAAAUGUUUGAUUUACAAUGAGAAGCUUGAGAAAGUAGGAUCAUAUCAGUUAUCGUAUCCACCACAGAGUGUUGUUGCUGUAUCUGAGGAGGAAGUGGCGAUAACAUGUGCUAAUGGAUACAAGAUAGACUUUCUACGUGUCAGUAAAUCUAAUGAUAUAUCAUUGAUCAGGACAUGUAAAGUAACGACUCAAUAUUUGUCAGUAUGUCUGAUGGAUGAUAAGAAUUUUGUUGUUGGAACAAUUGAUGAUACAAGACCUUUUCGUAUUGUAUCUCUAUCAGGAGAAGAGAAAGAUUUCAGUAUCGACUUUCAGAACAAAAAGACUGCGAUUGACACCAGUGCCUGUACAUACAUAAGAGAUAGAGACAAAGUUGCUCUCACCGAUAGAAAUGCUCACACUGUCUUUAUAUAUGAAAACAUGACCAACAGCAGAGUUGAUGUUGUGGACGAAGAAAUCAGAGAACCAAGAGAUGCCGCAAUAGGACCGUUUGACUGUAUCUUUGUUUGUAGUAAAGGAACAAACAGCAUUGUACAGAUUUCUCCAUCAGGAAAAAUUGUAGCAUCUCAUAAGAUAGAUAUGAAGUAUCCUUACAGUAUUUGUUUCUCAAAGGACAAAACAAGACUUGCCAUUUCUAACAGUGCUACGGGAAAGAUAAAAUUACAACUAUUCAAAGUAGUGAUAUGAUAUAAUGUAAAUACACAAGAAUCUACAACAGAAAAAAGUAAAUGUUAGAAGAGUCUUAAAAAACAGCAAUAUCAGAACACAGAUUGUAUACAUUAUUAACGAUUGUUAAAGGUUAAAAGAAUAAAUUUAUUAUUUUCUCUCUGUCUAUCUAUGUCUAAUUGAUAGAAUGUGAUAAAAUAUACUAAAAGUACCAUUGGAAGCAUAGAACGUAACUAAGUAAAAAGAGUCUGAUCGUGAAGGGUAGCAAAAUGUACAGCACCACACACUAGCUGUAACAACUGCCUUAGUGGACCUCUUAUUAAAGAGAUACAUUAAAUGAAUACCAAUUCAAUGAUCCAAAUGUGAUAUCUUUAGAGGAUAUUUGAUGCUAUUCUAGCAUAAAACUGCUGUACUUACCACUGUUCUCUUAUAGGAGAGUAAGUUGACAAGUAUUAACAGAGAGUUUCUAGCACUCACAUACUAUUAAACCCUUUUUACAAGCCAAUCUCUGAAAGAGCGUGGCAUAUUAUGUGAACACCCGUGGUGGGCGGGCGGUCGGCGUCCAAAAGCAUGUCCACUUUCUAAGUCGAACAAUUUUCAUAUGAUCUGCACCAAACUUGGUGACAGUGUUUGUGGGCAUAAUAUCUCGGCUAAGUUUGAUCACCAGCAAAAUCGCCUUAGACACUCUUGGAGUAUGACCCUUGAAUUACUCGAAAAACUGCGAAUUUAGCCUUGUCCGCACUGUAAGUUGGACAUUUUUCAUUCGAUCUUCACCAAACUAUGUGACAAUGUUUGUGGGCAUAAUAUCUCGGUCAUUUGAUAACCAACCAAAUAGCCUCAGGCACUUUUUGAUUAUGGCCCUUGAAUUACUCGAAAAACUGGGAAUUAAGCCUUGUCCACUCUAAUUCGAAUAGUUUUCAUCUGAUCUUCAACAAGCUUGCAGAUAAUGUUUGUUGGCAUAAUGUCUCAGCCAAGUUCUAUAACCAGCCAAACCGCCCCCGGCACUCUUGGAUUAUGGCCCUUGACUUAGAUAAAAAUGUAUUUGAAAUCUCCGCUCUGUAAGUCGAACAGUUUUCAUCCGAUCUUCACCAAACUUGCUGACAAUGUUUGUGGGCAUAAUAACUCGGCCAAGUUCGAUAACCAGCCAAGUCGCCCCAGGCACUCUAGGAUUAUGGCCCUUGAGUUAGGCCAAGUUCGAUGACGGGCAUAUUUUGUUACAGUCUGCCACUCGUGUUAUAUUAUGCACGUUCAAUGGAAAAGCGCAAACAGAUGUCAAAAGAAAAUGUGGUCAGUAUGAUAAAACAGCAAAGAUAUCCGAGCGCGUUUCUUGGACAUUUAAUGACAUUCAGGAACAAUAUGUUCAUUUAUUAGUUAUUUACAUAUUUUAUGCUAGAAUAGCGCUAGUGCUUGUUCAUUUUGCGAACAUCCUCAAAGUCCUUCGGGGUACGUUGGUCAUUUCGCUUCACUUACCAAUCUGUCAGAGAUUCUGCAGAUGGUAUAACAUGAAAAAACAUGCAUUAUGGUACCAGUAUUAUAUGCACCAGUGAAGGUCAAUGCAUUGCUUAAAACUUUUAUUUCCGUAACAAAAAAAAUGGAACUCUUCACAUGGACAACAAACUCGCACAAUAAUAAAUUUGAAAUUCUAAAAUACGUACUGGUCAUCUAUAAUUGUAAUAAUAACAAAUGUAACUUUCAAGCGCAUCCUUACAAUUGAUAAUGGUGAGAUGCUGGAGUUUGAUAGUUUUGUUGAUUCAAAAAACAUGAAAUAUCAUGUUUUAUUCAAUAGAAACAGUAACGAACCUUUCUCUCAGUUUUGUUGAGAACAUACUGGCUUUAGUAGAUACAACAGCUGUAAACGUCUUUUUCACACAUUAUUCAAAUUUCUAAUCCAAAUGUUGUCUUGCCAGUUUAUGCCACGUUGUAUCAUACGUGGGCUGUUCAAAAAUAACGUAGACCUUUGCUGUCAAAUGUUGAAUAUUAUAUUAAUAAUAAUGUGAAAUAUAUCGUUGUAAUUCGGAAUCUUUCUGUAAUUUGGUCAUACAUGUUUUGUAACAUUUUUGCAGAAAGGUGAAGCGCGUCGAACUUCUUUAUUACCAUAGCUACGCAUAACUGGUGCAGUUGCUUUUUGAUCUGUCGUGAUUUGAAUUCGAUUGUUAACGUUCGCACUAAUAGUAUACUUGUUUGCCCCAAAAUAUGCAGAAGAGUUAAAACUCGUCAGGGCGACAUGUACCUAGAGUAUGGCGCCAUUCCGACAUGGGAAAUGGAAGAAAACAACGUUUAAACUAAGUGAGUAUUACUGUUUAAAAUGCAUGUAAUGUCAUCAUCGACUCGCAUACAUAUUAAGACAGUUGCUUAGUUAUGGCGAACAGCAACUAAAAAUCAUAAUUUAAUGAAGCAGACGCCACAACAAUAUUCAGUCAUCUGUGCCAUUAUCUUCAAGUGGUACAACGAUGCUCAAAUUGUACAGAAUUGCUUAAAAACAGCGGAGACGGAGGGAGAAAGCGGACAAACUACGAAUGGACGUUAACGCCGGUGAAUGUCGCCGUAGAUAAAGACCAAAUACGUUGAGUACCCUGUCCGAGAUGAAUGCCAUAAGUUUUCAUACAUUUUAGUAUUAUAACAAAACAACUUGUUAUGACUGAAGUGUUGCUCAUGAGAAUUUAUAAAAUAAAUUUACAUAUAUAAAUUAAUGCAAUCUUAAUGAAAGCAUCACAACGAAGGCACGACGUCGUAAACGUUGUUGAAAUAUGAUUGCCGUGCGCCGGGUUCGUGUAAGUGACUGUUUUCGAGGAGGCGUAACUCCCGACUGCGUAGUCGUAAUUAAGUCAAAUGUGCAGUGCAGUUAGUAAAAAGAUGACAAAUCAUAAUGAUAUAUUACUUGUUUUGUUUCAUUUAAGUAUAUAAGAGCUAGAGAAAAAAUCUACGUUAUUUUUGAAGAGCCCUCGUAUAAUGAUUAUUUGUCUAGUAUUCUUGUAUACAUUUGUUUUUAUGCAAUACCCAAUGCUAUUGCAUACUAAGUUGUUUGAAUUCCAUCGAAGAAAACGUGACUUAACUGUUUUGUAUAUAUUGUCUUCCGUCAAUGUAAGCGUGUGGACUUUUCCAAGUAGGCUCCUUUAUAUUUGAAUAUCCUAAGUAAUCUAUCCAGUCAUGAAAAUAUUUUUAAAUUGUGUUUGGACUCAGCAUCUGCUUAGCAAAAAUGCUUUAUGCAUGAAUGAAGAGACCUACAUGACCGAGUGGUAAUGGUCGCUGGCUUCAAAUCACUUGCCCCUCAUCGAUGUAGAUUUGAGCCAAACAAACUCGGGGCGUUGAAUUUAUGUGAGGAAGCCAUCCAGCUAGUUACGGAAGGUCCGUGGUUCUACCAAGGUGCCUGCCCGUGAUGAAAUAAUGCAAGGAGGAGCAGCUGGGUUCUUCCUUCACCAUCAAAGCUGGAAAGUCGACAUAUGCCCUACAAUGCGUCGAUGAGACAAAGUAAACAAAAGAAAUAAAUAAAUCAAAUCAAAUGCUAUUGGAAAAUUUAAUUGUUGCGCCAUGGGUUGCAAAUGCAAAAGAAUAUCGAAUACGUCCAACACAUUUGUAUCAUACACGAGAAAUUGUCAGCUAGAAGAAAAACAUGUAAAAUUUGAAAUACGGCUAUGCUGCUUCGAAAACAAGUGUUUAAAGUUCGGAUGACCCAUUAGUCAUACGAAAGGGAUAAUUAUUUAAAUUGUCAUUAUAAUUUGUUUGAAAUUAUCAAGAGUUUACAUGAUAAAGAAAUAUUUGAUUUUAGUUAGUUCAUUCUCCUGAGAAAAGUACUGAAUAUACAUUCUAGCAUAAAAACCGCUGUUAUUGUCCCUUUCAGGGGUGUUUUAUCAGGAGAGAAAACUUAAGUUAACAGAAAGAUUCUCGCGCUCACAUGCUGUUAUAACACCUGUUUUAUAUAUGCGCGUUCCGUGGCAAAGCAUUAACGUAUUACGGGGCCCAGAACGGAUAAUUCAAAAGGAAACAACAUGAAAAAACACUGUACACUUUACUGCGCAUAUCAUGAAAAUUUAAUGACGUUGAGGGACAAUAUAUUCUUUUAUUUGGUUUUUACGCGUUUUAUGCUAGAAUAGCGUUAGCGCCUGUUCUUUUCGUGUUAUAACAUCUUCAGAAUCCCUCGGAAAUCAUUGGUACCCUCGCCCUAACGGACUCUGGUACCAACCGAUCCCUCUGGAUUCUGCAGAAGUUAUAACACGGAAAAACAUGCGUUAUCUUGUUUACGUGGAUUUAUGCCAUCACAUCAACAUCAAUUUAUUUUAAUAUAUUUAGACCUUGCCCUUAGAUAUAACCAACAAAAUGACAAGAUAUCAGAAAUUUAUCCAUUGUUACUGGACAAAGAUUGUUUCCUGUUAUUGUAUGUAACUGUAACAAGUAGGAGUCAAAAAGUAAACUGUUUUCAAAUAAUUUGUCAGAAGUCUGUAUCUCAUGUAAUUGUUAGAUUUGUAAAGCGUUAGGGGUCUUGUUGGAAAAGUCCACAUUCAAGUGUAUUUUUCUUUAUUUUGUAUAAAUUGUAGUGUUUGCUUGAUAAAAAAGUAAUAAAACUUGGUGUUUUAAUUUUGAUUUCAAACAGCAAGACUAGAGUGAUGGCCUUUGUAUAAAUUGUAUAGCGUUUACUUUAAUAAAAAAAAAGGAAUAAAAUUAUCU
Messenger RNA from Mercenaria mercenaria, 7006 nucleotides. RefSeq lists its product as uncharacterized. The record is from RefSeq and is a predicted model, not a curated record. Gene Ontology annotation, molecular function: zinc ion binding. The transcript is spliced from 4 exons. Bases 560 to 2365 code for a protein of 601 amino acids. NCBI's taxonomy places the organism in Eukaryota, Metazoa, Mollusca, Bivalvia, Venerida, Veneridae.